Messenger RNA from Neoarthrinium moseri, 438 nucleotides. RefSeq lists its product as uncharacterized. The transcript has 2 exons. The coding region runs from base 1 to 438 and encodes 145 amino acids. Lineage: Eukaryota; Fungi; Ascomycota; Sordariomycetes; Amphisphaeriales; Apiosporaceae. The record is from RefSeq and is a predicted model, not a curated record.
AUGCCUAUCGUCGUAGCUAUCGUGUACAAGGGCAGAGCCGUUGUAAUUGAGAAACCAAUGAUGUGGAAGGGACUCAUCAUGAAGAUCGAGGACCACUUCGAUCUGACAACCCGACAGGUCGAAUCGAUGGGUGUCAAAUACACGCAAGAUUGCCACAGCACAUGGUCAGAGCAGCCGGCGCUCCUGAACUCGAACAGAAACUACAGAAACUACCCACGAACCCUGAAUCUCGAACAGUACAAAACGUGGGUUCACAAUGGUGGAGUAUUCUGGGUUGGUGACUUUGGCAAGGGUGAAAUCAACACCGUGGAGAUGUCUCCGCAGCAACCCAAGUUUCUGCGUACAUCUAUCCAAGAAGCGGCUGGAGAUCUUUUCAAGCCUAACGACGGCCUUGAGCGAUCAGAUAUUGACUCGGAUGGUCUUCAAGAUGAUUUUUGA